Molecule: messenger RNA, 2316 nt
Organism: Polistes canadensis
Lineage: Eukaryota; Metazoa; Arthropoda; Insecta; Hymenoptera; Vespidae
Exons: 4
Coding region: 863-1915 (350 amino acids)
Source: RefSeq, a predicted model, not a curated record
UUAUAUCUAAUUUGAAUUUAUAUGAAGCAAUGCAGUAUCGCGACUUGGGAUAGUCAUAAUAUGAUUUAUAAGCCAAAUAAUUGCUCGAAGAACCCCUAGAUAUCAAAUGAUUCAAAUGGUUAAUGGUUUUAUAGUAAACGAUAAACAAACGGGAAAAACGUGUGAUUAAAAUUUAAGCCCAUAGAACGUUUCAUUACAAUAACAAAAUUACCAAUCGAUAGAUAAUAAUUAACGAAGAUAAAUCACAUUAUGUGAAGCUUAAUUAGAAUUUAAUAAGAUAGUGCAUAUUCGUAGAUGCGCGUUAGAAAAAGAUUUUAACCUUUAAAGAACUUUUUUGUUUUCAAUAUUCUUUUCUUUUUUCUUUUUAAUCUCAUCUAAAGGUCAGAGUUCUUCCCGAGGGAAUUUGCCGUUGUCGUCGUAGUCGUUGUCGUUGUCGUAGUCGUCGUUGUCGUCAUCGUUGACCUCGUCAUUUUCGAUCGACGAAACGAAGAAGAGGAAAAAAAGUACAAAAUGAAAGGAGCAGAAGAACGUUUGAACGAUCCGCUUUUCAAGAACGUGAACGUAAAUCAUGCUUUUAUUACGGAUAAUUUUACGAGAACUCGAGUACCGCUCUCUUGAUCGGUUACGUUUGGUUCUGUUCAGUUCACUCGGCUACCUUAAACUUAUAAUCGUGUUGUUUUCUCUGACCCGCGAGCAAGGAGUGUUUAAACCAACUGCUAAGAUAAUACGGGACCAGAAGUUGGCCAGGCCCAAACCUCUCCUCUCCAACCCAACCCAGUUCGAAGCUCGUGCAAGGUCGUUAACGAAUUAGCGAAACGAGGAAGAAGAGAAUAAUAAUAAUAUGAGAAAAAGAGGUUAAUCGAUGGUGAUAAUCGUGGCUUCCUGCGGGAGAAGAGGUCGACUUGUUGAGGAGGUGCCAGGACUUUACAUUCGGCGCCUGACUCUCGAGGAUCCUCGGAGCUUGAAGGAACGGUCAAGCGGUUCAAGGUCGCGCACGCCACCGCGCCAUAUCUGUCAUCCUGCCGGUCCUUACGUCUCCUCCUCUUCCUUCUUUUCAACUCGUGGAUCUUCAAGUUACAGAUCUUGGCAGGAACGAUUACGAAAAGAAAGACCGGCAUAUUUGACGAUCGUUUCACUCGAAUUACCAGAAUCACCGAUACCGUUAAUCGAGUCUCAAGCUAGCGAACGAAACAAAUCAAACUAUUUGGAUGUUAAUACCCAAGACGACAAGGACGAUAUUCUCGACGAACUUUUAGAAAAAGUUAGCGAGAUCGGUAAGGAGAGAGAUAAGGAAUCCCGUGGGAGAAAGUUAGAUGCAUUUUCUGAUGGUGUGAGAAGAGGAGGAGUAGGAGUAGGAGGAAGAAGAAGAAGUAGGAAGAGCCAGGUAGAUUCAUUGGAAUGCACGAAGGAAGUCGCAACCCUCGAAGAAUGUACCAGGAACAUUCUUCGGAUUUCUCAAGAAGGAGACGACGAGAUGACGUUGACGCAGACAAAAUUCCAAAACGUCGACGAUUGUAUCUGUUCGGAAAUUCCGGAAAAUUUGCGGAUCAACGUUAGAAACAAAACGGAAGUUACCUGUGCAACAUCGAGAAGUCCGAGCCCGGAAGUAACGCAUACGAUAAGAAUAGCGAUGAAGUAUCAUGGAAGAUCAGGAUUGUGCAAGGUUCCUAAUACCGAAGUGGAAAAGAAUGUUAAUAAAAAGGAUAGGAAAUCGCAAGGGAAAAAUUUGAAGGAUAUUCGCGAUAGAACGAGGACGAAUGAUGAAAUUGAAAACAGAGAUUACGUGAUUCGUGAGGAGGGUUGUUGCACCGGUGUGAACGUUGCUUUAGAUUUCACGCUUAAUUGCAACAGCGUGCGUUUGACGUCUCGUGACAUUAGUCUCAAAGCUGAAACGAAUGACGAGCGUUCAUAUUAGUUUCCCAAAAUUAUUCACGCAUUAUUCAUCAGCAAUAAAUUAAAUUGAAAUAUACGAAAGAUCGGCUAAUUUAUACUCUAAUUUUUCGAUAAUACUGAUUGAAAUUGUUUCUUCACAGAUUGUUUAUGAUUAUGAUUAAUCAUAUUUAGAAAGAUGAGAUAUAAACGUGGUUUUGUGUUUAUUUAUUAUAAAGAUGAUAUUUAACACAGUCUCUGUCACGUGCAUAGUUUUCGGUACACAUAAAAAAUUUGAAUUGUCCAUUAAUCCAAAAAUAAAUUAGUUACAAUUUGUGAUUAGUACUGUCAAUGACAAAUUCGUACUACGGGCAAUUUCAAAAUGUGUAUCAAUUAAAAUUCGUACUGUAGACAAUUCACACAUUGUGUUAAAUAACAUUAACUUAA